This is a messenger RNA of Lathyrus oleraceus (garden pea), 647 nucleotides long. RefSeq lists its product as uncharacterized. The coding region runs from base 175 to 621 and encodes 148 amino acids. The transcript has a single exon. The record is from RefSeq and is a predicted model, not a curated record. Lineage: Eukaryota; Viridiplantae; Streptophyta; Magnoliopsida; Fabales; Fabaceae.
GUCAACUCUCAAAACAUGAAUUUUAUUCGUAUUUUAUAUACUCUUAAAUUACAAAUAAUUUCUAAUGCAAGAACACCUUCUACACAAUAAAAGGUCAUAAAUGUAAAUCCACAUACUCAUCGAAAUUUAUCCAAUAUACGCAAAUCUCAGCCUCAUUUCUCCGACAAAACAAGCAUGGAAGACACAACAUGGGAGCAAAAACUCCACGCCCUAACCCACAUCCUCACAACCCCCACAACCACACCAUCUCUCCACUCUCAAUUCUUCAUCGCCACCCAAAUCCCAUGCUACCUCAACUGGGACUACCCUCCAAUCCUCUGCUCAAAUCCAUCUCUUCUCCAAAAAUGGAAUCGCUCGUUCUUCCUCAAAAGGCUCACCACAAUGGGCAUUCCUAAAACUUCCUGGAGGUCGAAGUGUCCGUUCCAGCAACCUCCGCCAUUGAUUCUUGCUAGAGGAGUUGAGGAGGCACAGUGGGGAAAUGAAGAGAGGAAGAGUUAUGCUAGGAAGAGACUUUCUAGGAAACAGAUUGGUAGAGAUGUUAAUCCUGUUUUGGCCGUUUUGUUACCUAGUGCUUUGCUGUUGUCGGUUUUUAUAUGGAAUCCGUUUAGUUAUCUUGAUUGAAUUUUCAAUUACAAAUUCUGGUAUCA